Messenger RNA from Nicotiana tabacum (common tobacco), 687 nucleotides. NCBI's taxonomy places the organism in Eukaryota, Viridiplantae, Streptophyta, Magnoliopsida, Solanales, Solanaceae. The record is from RefSeq and is a predicted model, not a curated record.
AUGAUGAAGAGGGUUUCCCUCUCAGAGAAAUUAGCAUGUGACUACCAAGCGGAGGCGAAUAAUUGGAAGGAACAGUUUGAAAGUCUUCAAAUCGACAUGGAAAUAUCAGAAGAGAGUAAAUGUACCUUAGAGCAGCAGGUAAGGGUUUUAACUUCAGAGUUGGUGGUUGAAAAGGUUUCAUCAAAUCAAGCAGGUGAAGAGAAGAAUCUUCUUGAAACCUCUUUUUCCAAGCAACUCUCCAAGGCAAGUGAGGAGAUCAGAGAGUUGAAGACUCUCUUAGGUAAGAAAGAAGCAUAUGCUGGUGAACUCGUGCAGACUCUGACUCAAACUCAAAAAGACUUCCGGGUAUCUUCUGAUAAAGUUCGUUCCUUGGAAAAUUCAUAUGCUUUUCUUCAAACUUCUUAUGAUUCUGCCUUGGCUGAGAAUGAGAAGCUAACAAAUAAAAUUGCUGACUGGGAAAGAGAUUACGAGAUUCUUGAAGAUAAAACCGCAAUUGAAAUGAAAUCUGAGUUAGCCAAAAUCAAAGAGACUAUUGAAAAGACUCAGCAUAGCCAAGACUUUCCUUCUCCCGUGGCUGAAGCUUCUGGCGAUGUUGAAGAUGAUAUGGGUACCCCAAUUCCUUCAAGUCAAAUUGAGCCUGCUGCUGCUGAAGACCCUGCUUUGGUUCCUUCUUCAACUCCUCAGUGA